Exophiala viscosa is the source of this 1306-nucleotide messenger RNA. RefSeq names its product dehydrogenase with different specificitie. The coding region runs from base 368 to 1183 and encodes 271 amino acids. Gene Ontology annotation, molecular function: oxidoreductase activity, acting on NAD(P)H, oxygen as acceptor. NCBI's taxonomy places the organism in Eukaryota, Fungi, Ascomycota, Eurotiomycetes, Chaetothyriales, Herpotrichiellaceae. The record is from RefSeq and is a predicted model, not a curated record. The transcript is spliced from 4 exons. Gene Ontology annotation, cellular component: intracellular anatomical structure.
UGUUACCUAGGGAUUAUGUCUGAUGUGUUCACACCCCGGGGAAAGGCGCACAAAAUCCACUUUGUGCAAACAACACCACCACUUGGAUGUCCUGCUAGUCAUUCGGCUAACGGCCAAGAAGCAUGCCCAACCAUCACUUGGACCCUGAUGUUCCCCACAGCUCGGCUUUGGGCGCAAAACUGGGUCAAGAUUGCACCGCGUGUUAUCACUGACACUGCACAUUGUCUACUUAUGCCACUUAAGUUCCAUAUUCGUUGCCACCACCAGGUCGGCGUGCAUUUCAAUAUCAGCAUUUGGCAAGUCCAUUAUUGACCAACUCCAGAAUUUGCAGCUGUUGCCAGCAGGCGUCAACUGCAUAGCCCCAAAGAUGGAGCGUUUCGUAGCAGAAACUGAUGCAUAUCGAACUCACAGUGUCCACGAUCUCAUCACACUGAAGGGCAAAACAGCGGUAAUCACAGGCGGUGGACGUGGGCUCGGACUAGCCAUUGCACGAGGCUGCGCCGAGCUGGGUGCCAAUAUUGCCGUGCUGGAUGUGUUAGAACACUCCGACGAUGUCACAAAGCUGGAAGAAGGGACGGGGAUUAAGACCAAAUAUUACCGGGUUGACGUAACCCAGAAAAAAUCACUAGAAAGUACAUUCGAAGAUAUCAAGAAUCAUUUUGGAAGUAUCGACUGCCUUGUGACCGCAGCAGGCGUGGGCACCGGUGGCCCAUUCGUUGACAACAGCAUGGACCAGAUUAACAGGAUCAUAUCCAUCAACGUCACAGGGACGAUUCUGUGCUCCCAGCUUGCCGUACAGCAGAUGCUCAAGCAAGGCACAGGUGGCGCCAUUGUCACAAUAUCGUCCAUCGGCGGCCACGGGGGCAUUGUAGGUCAGAAAAACGCCGUUUAUUGUGCAAGCAAAGGUGCCAUCUUAGGAUUCACCAAAUCCCUGGCUGUGGAACUUGCAGAAAGUGGUAUCAGAGUGAAUAGCAUCAGCCCUGGGUUCUUCCUCACAAAAAUGACACCAGGGUAUCAAGCCCAAGAUGUCGCCUUACUGGAGGCCUUUGAGAAGCCCAUUCCUAUGAAGAGGUUCGCGGACCGAUCAGAGAUCAAGAGUAUAGCAGCUUUCUUGCUCACCGAGGCAAGCUCAUAUAUCACUGGAGAAGAUAUUGCGGUAGAUGGGGGGAUACUAGCGGCGUGAUACCUGGAAACAAGAGCUGUCUCCAGCACAUGACCAUUUGGCCAACGUCGCGUGAACCCGGUCUCGACUGCACGGUCGAAACAGUGUAAGUAGUGGUUCAUGCAAUAUAGAUGCUUAGGUGCC